Scleropages formosus (Asian bonytongue) is the source of this 1473-nucleotide messenger RNA. RefSeq names its product serine/threonine-protein kinase PDIK1L. Gene Ontology annotation, biological process: negative regulation of G2/MI transition of meiotic cell cycle; protein phosphorylation. Gene Ontology annotation, cellular component: cytoplasm; nucleus. Lineage: Eukaryota; Metazoa; Chordata; Actinopteri; Osteoglossiformes; Osteoglossidae. Gene Ontology annotation, molecular function: protein kinase activity; ATP binding. The coding region runs from base 184 to 1278 and encodes 364 amino acids. The transcript has 4 exons. The record is from RefSeq and is a predicted model, not a curated record.
AGUUGGAAACGUAUUCCAGUUUAGGCGGAAGUGCCACUAUGUUGUUUUCGUUCGACGUUUAAUUUGCGUUUCUUGCGGGUUUUUCGACAGGCUGACGAUACUUUAUUACAGUUGUGUUGUGAUUGCGGCCCACUGAUCAGAGUCCAGUGAAGGGUCUGUGUUACAUGGGAGGCCUGUAGAAGAAUGAGAGGGACCCACAUGGAGGAGGUGUACACCCUGGAGAGGGAGGUGGGACGUGGCAGCUAUGGGGUGGUCUUUGAGGGCCGUGUGGCUGAGGACGGGCCAUGGGGUGUGCGUGGCCAGCGAGUGGCCAUAAAGCGUCUUCCGUGCCACAGCCCCGAGUGCAUCGAGCUGUACUUGCAGGAGCUGUGGGCCAUGCGUGCCACAGCCAGGAGCCACCCCAACGUCAUUGCCCUGUACUGCUGCUUCCGGCAGACCGGGCCCAACACCUUGCACCGUCUCAAGGCAGGCAGGCUGCCACUGGACCUGGUGGAGAGCGCUCUCAAAGGCAGUGUUGCACGGCCCUGUUUGGAGGCAAAGAGGAAAACCUCAACAGCCCGGUCCCGCCGGAGAAGGCCGUCUUCUCCGGAACCACUCCCCCGAACCUGCAGUGCCCUGUGGCUGGUGAUGGAGUAUUGCGAUGGGGGGGACCUGAACCAUUACUUGCUGUCUCGACCCCCAGACGCACAGCUGAAUUACAGUGUGGUCCAGCAGCUGAGCAGUGCCGUGGAAUUCCUCCAUGGCCUCCGCAUCACCCACAGAGACCUUAAACCUGACAACGUCUUGGUGCACAACACUCCUGCAGGGCCGGUGGUCAAGGUGGCAGAUUUUGGGCUCAGCAAGGUGAGCGACGGCCAGUCUGAAGGGGGCCUGGUCAGACAGCACUUCUCCUCCACUUGUGGCUCAGAUUUCUACAUGGCACCUGAGGUGUGGGCUGGACGUAGCUACACAGCCCAGGCAGACAUCUUCUCCUUGGGAGUGCUCUUCUGGGCUGUGCUGGAGAGGAUCACGUUCCUAGAAGAUGGCACCACACAGGAGCAGCUGGGAGCAUAUGUGUGCCGGGGACGCUGGCUAGUCCCGUUAGGAGAGGCCCUGAGUGAGAACCCCGACCUGCAGCUGUCCAUCCCUAUGAAAGCUAGACGGACCCCUCCUCUGUUGCCCCCGCCAUCUCAGCAGCUCUGUGCUCUGCUGCUGGACAUGCUGGCCUCAGAUCCCGAUGCGCGCCCUGCAGCUCCACAGCUCAAAGACAGGGUGCUCCAUGCCACCACCUCUCAGUGAGAGCCCAUGCUUAGCAGAGGGGUUCUCAGACAUAGCAACCCGUGGAGGUGUCACCAUUAUUCAUUGUCUUAUGUUUUUAAGCUAUAUAUUUUUAUAUGUUUAAUAAAUCUUAAGGUAUGUGUUUCAUGCCAGUAUCCUGAAAUAUGAUAGUGGUUCCUAUUUUCCCUCUUCUCCCUCCUGAACAUUUGUUCUCCA